AUGCAUGGCUAUUUACGUCCAAUUCUGACAGAGCACUGGAAGGACAAAGACCCUGAUAUGAAGAUCUUUGGUCCAAUGCCUCCUGGUGUUGCAAUCAAAAUGAACUACAUCCAGCAUAUGAAGAGAAGCAAAUACUGUAUUUGCCCCGAGAGUUACGAGGUCAACAGCCUACGAGUGGCUAUACUAUUUUCAGAAGUAUAG
Messenger RNA from Prunus armeniaca (apricot), 201 nucleotides. The record is from the annotation of a GenBank genome assembly. Lineage: Eukaryota; Viridiplantae; Streptophyta; Magnoliopsida; Rosales; Rosaceae.